Molecule: messenger RNA, 655 nt
Organism: Cynara cardunculus var. scolymus (artichoke)
Lineage: Eukaryota; Viridiplantae; Streptophyta; Magnoliopsida; Asterales; Asteraceae
Product: RING-H2 finger protein ATL48-like
Exons: 2
Coding region: 136-381 (81 amino acids)
Source: RefSeq, a predicted model, not a curated record
GAACGGCAGACAAAUACCACUUGGGUUACCAAAUCAAGUUCCAAGAGGAAGAGAUAGUUGGAUUCCUUCGUAUCAUCGUUUUAAGUUCUGGAGGUUUUACAUUUUUGUGAUUAAGCGAGAUCCGAAGAUUUUUAAAUGGAUAAUAUGGGAGCCACAAAUCGCGAAUUCGAAGAUUUAUUUCCAGAGAAAAAGCGUGUCAGGAAUCCUUUCGUUCCCAUUGGUGCGUUGCUGACAGCAGGGGUGCUAACAGCUGGUUUAAUAAGUUUCAAGCAAGGGAAUUCUGAGUUGGGUCAGAAAUUGAUGCGAGCUCGUGUAGUAACCCAAGGUGCAACGGUUGCGCUAAUGGUUGGCACUGCAAUCUAUUACGGGGAGAAGCUCUGAAGGGUCUUCAUGAACCUGUUCCUAAGUGACCAUUUCUUACCUUUGGGGUGCAAUAUGUGUUAAACCCCUGGGUGUCUAAUGCUUCAAGUUCUUAAUAGCUGAUAAAUGAUUUACCUUUUUGGUGAAAUAUGGAUUCAUUUUUGUUUUACAUCUGAAAAAAGCAAUAACACAACCGGAAGCCUGAGAAUUUCCUUCUGAUGCUAGACAAUUCUCGGUGUAUGUUUUGAAACGAUGCAGUUACUAAAUGCAAGAGUGAAAACAUCCUUGUUGAGAU